Aspergillus novofumigatus IBT 16806 is the source of this 744-nucleotide messenger RNA. Its product is annotated as pyruvate transporter MPC1. Lineage: Eukaryota; Fungi; Ascomycota; Eurotiomycetes; Eurotiales; Aspergillaceae. Bases 65 to 442 code for a protein of 125 amino acids. Gene Ontology annotation, biological process: pyruvate import into mitochondria. The transcript is spliced from 4 exons. The record is from RefSeq and is a predicted model, not a curated record. Gene Ontology annotation, cellular component: mitochondrial inner membrane.
GGUUAGCAAGCCUGGAUACUUGUCGUUAGACCAUUACCCCUGCCUUUCGAAUAAUUUGUUCAACAUGGCCGCUGCAAUCAAGGCGAUCAAUGCUAAGAUCCGUUCCAACAAGGUUCUGGAUUAUGUCUGCUCAACACACUUCUGGGGCCCUGCCUCGAACUUUGGUAUCCCCAUUGCAGCUGUGAUGGACACUCAAAAGGACCCUGAAAUUAUCUCCGGACAGAUGACCGCUGCGCUCACAGUCUACUCCGCAACCUUCAUGCGUUACUCCCUCGCUGUCUCUCCCAAGAACUACCUCCUCUUCGCCUGCCAUUUCAUCAACUGCUCCGCUCAGAUGACUCAAGGAUACCGGUACCUGAACUACUGGAACUGGGGAGGCCGGGAAGCCAAGCUCGCAGAGGCCGCCAAGCAGGGCAAGGAAGCCACCGAAGCCGGCGCAUAAACGAUGUGAUUCCCCCGUUUUAAUCGCGUGUUUCUUGGUUGCUCCCGGGUGGAUGCCGUCCCUAUAUAAUCUCCCUCUUUCUCAGCAGUAUUUAGACCUACUCCAGACGAAUGCAAAAAUGGAAAUUUCGAGUGUCGACUCGUUCGAGGAUUACCCGACGGCUUCUAUCCAGCAGAGAAUAAGUUUGUAACCCUGAUCGACUGUGCUACAUGGAUGAGAUGGUCGGGUACUCCUGGAGGCUGUACAUAGUCUUUCUUGCAGAAAAUGAAUGCUUUGCACUGCCACUUCUUGGCUGUUUUGAU